CUAAUUGCAGUUGGCCAAAACGUAGCCGCUCUUACAUCUCUCCACGAAAUAGUAAUUUCAAAGCGUUCACGUAGUACAUCUCUCACCGCGUUAGAACCGAUCAUGCUUCGAUUUGUGGAAUUGUGUGUCAAUUUAAGAAAGGGUAAAACGGCAAAAGAAGGCUUGCAUCAAUACAAGAAUAUCUCUCAAAAUACAAGUGUUACAACUAUUGAGCUUGUCAUAAAAAAAUUUAUUGAACUAUCUGAAGAAAAAGUAGCUGCAGCCCAAGCAAAGGCUGAUCAGAUUACUUUGGAUGCAAUUGAUGAUCUCGAGGCAUCCGAAACUCCAGAAUCAAUUAUGUUAAGUACAGUGAGUGGUGAACAGAAAUUUCGACGUCUAUGCGAACUUCUCCGCAAUCAUCUUCAAAACAUUGCCAAAUACGCUCAUCAACCUCAUUCUAUUAAUCUAAAUGAGCCAGAAACACUUCAGCGACAUUUGGACACUCGAUUCAACCAGCUUAACGCAGCUGUUGAAUUAGAACUAUGGCAGGAAGCAUUCAGAUCUGUUGAAGAUAUUCAUAAUUUGCUGUCUAUGUCAAAGAGGCCACCAAAAUCUGUAAUGAUGGCUAAUUAUUAUGAUAAAUUGACGAAGAUAUUUUUAGUUAGCGAAAAUUACUUGUUCCAUGCUUCUGCUUGGAAUCGAUAUUAUACCUUGGUGAAGGCACAAAAUAAAACUCUUACCGAUGAGGAGAGCACGAGAAUGGCCUCUUUUGUCUUGUUAUCAGCUCUUGCCAUCCCUGUUAUUACCAGUUCAAGAACUCGUAUGCUUGAGAUUGAUGACAACAAAAACAAACAGCAUCGACUUGCUUCAUUAUUAGGAAUGAGUCGUUCUCCAACUAGAUCCGGUCUAUUAAAAGAAGCGGGAGAAUUAUCAAUUCGUAUUGAUCAUGCGACUAGUAGUUUAACAUUUGAGACCGACUUGUUUGCAGCUUCUAAAAAUGCUGAUGCUGAUGGUGCCAAAUUGCAAGCUUCACCAGCAGACAGGAUGCGUGAUCAACUUUCGCGACUCGCCAAAUGUUUUUAUACGACCGUCCAUAUGAUAGAUCCUACUAUUAUUGAAGCAAAACAAAACGCUAGAGCGCAGGCUCUUUCACGUGCUUUGGCUGGGAUGGAAGAAGAACAUAAUAAUGCACUUGCGCGAAAGGCUAUUAUUGAGCGACGGAGAGAAUUAGUGGAAACAUUGUUAAUGCGCAAAGAGAAGGAAGAACAGCGUGAGCGAGCUAUUCGCCAAAAACAGAGAGAUGAAGAACUAAAACAACGUCAAAUAGAAGAGGCGAAGAAGCGUGAGCAAGAGAGGAAGAAACGUGAGCGUGAGGCCAUUCAAAAAGAGGAAGCUCGUAAAUUGGCAGAAACUUUUAAACUUCAAAAUCUAAAACUUGAACCAGAUGAGUUGGAUAAAUUGGACCCAGAUAAGAUUGUUAGACUUCAAGUUGAACGGCUUGAGAAAGAAAAACGCGAACUUAAUGAACGUCUCAGAGCUACAGCUAAGCGCAUGGAUCACCUUGAACGUGCUUAUCGUAAAGAGGAAAUCCCUCUUUUAGAAAAAGAUUACGAACGACAAAGAAAAACCGAUAGAGCAUAUCAUGAAGCUGCUCGUAAAUUACAACUCGAAACAGCUUUUGCUAAGCAUACAGAAGAUCUUAAAUUAAAAGAGAGGCUAAUGAGAAUCUUACCAGAUUAUCAAAAAUAUCGAUCAGAAAUUGAAAAUAGGCGCUACGAAGAAUUUGAACGACGUCGUAAAGCUGCUCAAGCUAAAAUUGAAGAAGAAAAGGAAAAAAGACGGCAAACGCUCGCACGUCUUGAAGAAGAACGCCGUCUCAAGAAAGAAAGAGAAGAUGCAGAGUAUCUAGAAAAGAAACGGAAGCUUGAUGAACAAGCCAAACGACAACAAGAGGUUGAGCGUCAAGCAGAAGAAAGGCGAAAACGUAUGCAAGAGGAGAAAGAGCGUGAGCGUGCUGAAAAAGAAGAACAAGAUCGACGUCGGAAGUUGGAAGAAAGAAGUUCUGGCUAUGUUCCUCCAGCUCGUCGUUCGGAAGGUUGGCGUCGCACAACUGAUGUUAAAGAUGAACCUAGUGCAUGGCGCCGAUCAAGUGAAACACCUAGUAAAGAUGAACAACCAUGGCGCAGAACCGGUUCGGGUCGUUCAACUGCUCCAGAGGAACAACGGCGUUCGGUUCAGCUACCUGAAGAAACUUCGUGGCGUAGAUCAGAUUCAGGUCGCAGUAACACUGCAGACGAAACUGAUAAACGUCGGUCUGAUGUUCCUCGACGUGCAGAAGAAAUGGAAUGGCGGCGAUCUGAUUCAGGACGUGGAACCUCGACUACCGAAGAUAAAUCUUGGCGUCGUACUUCAGUUGCUACCACUUCAACACGUGAGGAAUCAGGUAGUUGGCGGCGAAGUGGCCCACCAACUAAUGAUCGUGGAGAUAGUAAACUAAGAUCGCGCGAAGAUUCAUGGAGAUCAAAAGAAGGAGAGGAUUCUGAGCAAUCUUCAACGUCUUCACGAGGUCCUACUCGUAUAUUGAAACCGGAAUUUACAGCUGAACCUGAAGCUGAUGAGGAUGGGUUUAUAACAGUUAGCAAGG
Racocetra fulgida is the source of this 2623-nucleotide messenger RNA. NCBI's taxonomy places the organism in Eukaryota, Fungi, Glomeromycota, Glomeromycetes, Diversisporales, Gigasporaceae. The record is from the annotation of a GenBank genome assembly.